This is a messenger RNA of Aptenodytes forsteri (emperor penguin), 1194 nucleotides long. RefSeq names its product CUGBP, Elav-like family member 5 (gene CELF5). The transcript is spliced from 11 exons. Bases 76 to 1194 code for a protein of 372 amino acids. Gene Ontology annotation, cellular component: cytoplasm; ribonucleoprotein complex; nucleus. Gene Ontology annotation, biological process: mRNA splice site recognition; regulation of alternative mRNA splicing, via spliceosome. The record is from RefSeq and is a predicted model, not a curated record. Gene Ontology annotation, molecular function: mRNA binding. Lineage: Eukaryota; Metazoa; Chordata; Aves; Sphenisciformes; Spheniscidae.
UUCCUCACAUACUGUGCCAGAGACUCUGCCAUCAAAGCCCAGACAGCACUGCAUGAACAGAAGACUUUGCCAGGGAUGGCACGCCCGAUUCAAGUGAAACCUGCAGACAGCGAGAGCCGUGGAGGUAGGGACAGGAAGCUCUUUGUGGGCAUGUUAAAUAAGCAGCAGUCUGAGGAUGACGUGCUCCGGCUCUUUGAACCAUUUGGGGUCAUUGAUGAAUGUACGGUGCUCCGUGGACCUGAUGGUAACAGCAAAGGCUGUGCUUUUGUAAAGUUCUCAUCUCACACAGAGGCUCAGGCAGCAAUCCACGCACUCCAUGGCAGCCAGACAAUGCCCGGCGCCUCCUCCAGUCUAGUGGUGAAGUUUGCUGACACAGAUAAGGAGAGGACCCUCCGUCGUAUGCAGCAAAUGGUGGGGCAGCUGGGGAUAUUCACUCCAUCUCUCACCUUGCCGUUCAGCCCAUACAGCGCCUAUGCGCAGGCUCUGAUGCAGCAGCAGACGACGGUUCUCUCCACCUCCCAUGGCAGCUACCUGAGCCCAGGCGUCGCCUUUUCCCCUUGCCACAUCCAACAGAUCGGUGCCGUCAGUCUCAACGGGCUGCCAGCCACUCCUAUUGCACCAACAUCAGGGCUACAUUCACCGCCUCUCCUGGGAACAGCAGCCAUGCCAGGACUGGUGACACCCAUUUCAAAUGGAUUCACUGGAGUGGUACCAUUCCCAAAUGGUCAUCCAACCUUGGAAACAGUUUACACCAAUGGCCUUGUGCCAUACUCAGCCCAGAGCCCUUCAGUAGCAGAGACUUUGCACCCAGCCUUCACAGGAGUUCAGCAGUAUGCAGCUGUGUAUCCAACCACCACCAUCACCCCCAUUGCUCAGGGCAUCCCUCAGCCACCUCCCAUCCUGCAGCAGCAGCAACGAGAAGGUCCUGAAGGCUGCAAUCUCUUCAUCUACCAUCUCCCUCAGGAGUUUGGAGACAAUGAGUUGAUGCAGAUGUUCCUGCCCUUUGGCAAUAUCAUUUCCUCCAAGGUAUUCAUGGAUCGUGCCACCAACCAGAGCAAGUGUUUUGGUUUUGUAAGCUUUGACAACCCAUCCAGUGCACAGACUGCUAUCCAGGCCAUGAAUGGCUUCCAGAUUGGCAUGAAACGUUUGAAGGUCCAAUUAAAACGACCCAAGGAUGCUAACCAUCCCUACUGA